Molecule: messenger RNA, 360 nt
Organism: Ostertagia ostertagi
Lineage: Eukaryota; Metazoa; Nematoda; Chromadorea; Rhabditida; Trichostrongylidae
Source: the annotation of a GenBank genome assembly
AUGUCUGCCGAUAAUAAAAUCACUCCACGAGAUACCACGAUGACGUUCACCUGUUUUGUGCUGUUUGAUAUGUGGAACGCGUUGAGUUGUAGAAGCUCGAGAAAAAUGAUCUGGCAGAUAGGACUAUUCAGGAAUCGAAUGUUUUGCAUCGCAGUCGGUGCCUCACUCGUCUGCCAAUUGCUCGUCAUUUUCUGGUCUCCAUUGCAGCAUGUUUUCCAAACGGAAGCACUCUCCCUAGUUGAUCUGCUGUUGCUGACAACGAUGACGUCUUCUGUUUUCAUUUUUAACGAGACAAAAAAAUAUUUUGGCCUUCGGCGGACAAGUACCCCAUCGAUAGCCAAGACUGAUAAUGUCUUGUGA